AUGGCGGAGUCUGAGGAUCCGGCUUCUGAGGCUCAAGAGCAAGAAAAGGGCUCUGAGGAGCCGGCAAGCGCUGAAGGGGGUGAGGCAGAGGCGUCAGCAGGCGAGGACGAUGGGGGCGAUGAGGAGGCUUCCGCAGAGGACAGCAGCGAAGAGGAUGAGGAGGGACCUGAUGAGUACGAGCAGGACGACUUCCUGGUCGGAGAGGAUGAGGAGUCGGGCGGCGGCGAUGACGGCGAGGGCGGCGGCGCCGGGGGCGCGCCGGGCGGCGGCGGCAAGCGCAAGAAGCGCAAGCGGCGCAAGAGCGCGCGCGAGUACCGGCUGGACGAGGAGGACUACGACCUGCUGGAGGACAACCAGGUCAUGGUCCGCCGGCCGGCGCAGCAGAACAAGCGCCUGAAGCGGCGCGGCGACGAGCCGGGGCGCGCCAUGGGGGCACAGCAGCUCAAGGAGAGCCUCUUCGGCGCUGGGGGUGAGGGGCCGCCGCCGCGCGCUGGGCUGCACCACAUCAGCCAGCGCGUGUGCCUGGCCACGCCGCGCGCUGCCGCUUGCAUGGCUCUCGGCUACCUCGGCGCGCGCCGCUUGCUUUGGGCUGCAGCCGCGGCGAGUGGUCUUGGGGGACUCUGA
Messenger RNA from Monoraphidium neglectum, 624 nucleotides. RefSeq lists its product as hypothetical. NCBI's taxonomy places the organism in Eukaryota, Viridiplantae, Chlorophyta, Chlorophyceae, Sphaeropleales, Selenastraceae. The record is from RefSeq and is a predicted model, not a curated record. The transcript has 3 exons. Gene Ontology annotation, molecular function: nucleosome binding; histone binding. Gene Ontology annotation, biological process: nucleosome organization; positive regulation of transcription elongation by RNA polymerase II; transcription elongation-coupled chromatin remodeling. The coding region runs from base 1 to 624 and encodes 207 amino acids. Gene Ontology annotation, cellular component: transcription elongation factor complex.